This is a messenger RNA of Talaromyces rugulosus, 1008 nucleotides long. RefSeq lists its product as uncharacterized. The coding region runs from base 1 to 1008 and encodes 335 amino acids. NCBI's taxonomy places the organism in Eukaryota, Fungi, Ascomycota, Eurotiomycetes, Eurotiales, Trichocomaceae. The record is from RefSeq and is a predicted model, not a curated record. The transcript has a single exon.
AUGCCUUGCCGUCCCGCCAUUGCAUCCAUGUCCCUCGGGCGUGCUUGGGUACACGAAAUGCCCGAGAAGAUGAAACAGGCCGCCGAAGCUGGGUUUCAAGGAAUAGAAAUAUUUUAUGAGGACUUGGAAUACCUCGCCAAAAAGUACGGAGACAACACGAAAGACGAAAAUAUUCUGGCCGCCGCCAAAGAGGUGCGUGAGCUGUGCGAUGGUCUGGGACUGGACAUCUUCGGUCUACAGCCAUUUCUAUUCUACGAGGGGUUGGUAGAUCGACAAGAACAUGAGCGGAAGAUUGUCAAACUCAAACUCUGGUUUCGGAUUGCCAAGGUCCUGGGGACCAAUACCAUUCAGAUCCCGACUAACUUCCAACAAGAAGGGACCUCGGGAGAUAUUGAUUUGAUUACCCGAGACUUGAUUGAAGUUGCCGACCUGGGAAUAAAGGAAGACCCUCCUGUGCGGUUUGCAUACGAAAAUAUCGCUUGGGGAACACAUAUUGAUACUUGGGAGGGUAUGUGGGACAUUGUCCAGCGUGUCAAUCGGCCCAAUUUUGGCUGUUGUCUCGACACAUUCAACAUUGCCGGCCGCGUCUGGGCUGAUCCUGCAAGUCCCACGGGGAAGACAGCCAAUGCAGAAAAUGAUUUCCAGGCUUCUAUGGAACGGCUCAGAAACACAAUCGAUAUCAGCAAGGUAUAUUACAUUCAAGUUGUGGACGCUGAGCGUAUGGAUCAGCCUUUGGUUGAAGGACACCCUUUCCAUGUAGACGGCCAGCCUCCCAGAAUGUCGUGGAGCCGGAAUGCUCGUCUCUUUGCAUACGAAACCGACCGUAGUGCCUAUCUGCCGAGUGUCGAGGUGGCCAAGGUGCUUUUGAACGAUCUCAAAUUUGAAGGCUGGGUGUCUAUGGAGCUGUUUUCGCGUACCCUUGCGGAUCCAGAGCCAACGGGGCCGCGGGAGCAUGCUCAGAGAGGCAUUGCUUCUUGGAAGAGGCUUCAAUCGGACUUGGGGCUGUGA